Molecule: messenger RNA, 1010 nt
Organism: Meriones unguiculatus (Mongolian gerbil)
Lineage: Eukaryota; Metazoa; Chordata; Mammalia; Rodentia; Muridae
Gene: Dbndd1
Product: dysbindin domain containing 1
Biological process (GO): negative regulation of protein kinase activity
Cellular component (GO): cytoplasm
Source: RefSeq, a predicted model, not a curated record
CUGGUGCUGCUUUGGCCCUGCUUGGGCCACCUCCUCCCCUAGCUCCGCCAGGCGCCUCGCAUAGCUGUCGCCCCACAAAAGCCUGGCGUGGGUGUAGGGGUGUACGGACGGAUGGACGGAAGUCUGCGCAGCUCAGUGCGCAGGAGCCCGGGGUCCGACCCUGCAGGAUGGUUAGGGGGGUGGGGGUGAGGGUUGUUGCUGGCCGGGUCGGCAGGGGGCGCGCGCGGAACAGGGCGGGGCCGCACCUGUGCUGCUGGCUGCUGGAGAUGGGGAGGGGACCGGCGCCCGAAGCAGCUGCGCGCCCCGCCCCGCGGGCUCCUCCCCGCCGCCGCGGCCCCUUGGCUGCUGCCCCGAUGCGCUGCGCCCGGAGCACGGACCCAGCAGUCGCCAGAGCAGUCGGGGCACCCGGCCGGCCGCCGCCGCCGCUGCCCACACCCCUCGCGGACCCCGUUGGCCGCAUGGAGUCUCCGGAGGCCGCUGGUCAGGGAGAGAUUAAGGAAGUCAAGGUGCCCCAGGCCGCCCUGAGUGUUCCAGUUCAGGACACAGGGGACACUUGUCACACACCCGUGGCAGAAGAGGAGGAGGUUGGCAUCCCAAUACCAGCGCCAGGGUUCCUGCAGGUCACAGAGAGGAGGCAGCCUCUGAGCAGCGUCUCCUCCCUGGAGGUCCACUUUGAUCUCCUGGACCUCACUGAGCUGACCGACAUGUCUGACCAGGAGCUGGCCGAGGUCUUUGCGGACUCCGACGACGAGAACCUUGCCACUGAGUCCCCAGCAGGUCUGCACCCGCUGUCUCGGGCUGGCUGCCUGCGCUCCCCUUCCUGGACAAAAACAAGGGCGGAGCAGAAUCGAGAGAAACAGCCCCCCAGUGACGCAGAGCGGCAAGGGGCAGUUGUGGACACAUUCCUCACUGUGGAGGCGCCCAAGGAGGAUUAGCCCAUGUCCAUCUGUUCCGGAGUCGCCGAAGGGCUGGGCCAGACCAUCCACUGUGAUGGCAGAUCAGGACAGUAC